Molecule: messenger RNA, 759 nt
Organism: Parastagonospora nodorum SN15
Lineage: Eukaryota; Fungi; Ascomycota; Dothideomycetes; Pleosporales; Phaeosphaeriaceae
Exons: 2
Coding region: 1-759 (252 amino acids)
Cellular component (GO): membrane
Molecular function (GO): signaling receptor activity
Source: RefSeq, a predicted model, not a curated record
AUGCCUCGUUUUUUUUCGAAACGCCUUGCGCCUGCACCUGCUCUCGUCCCCUUCGACGUACUUCCAGACUGGUAUCGCGACAAUCCGCAUAUCCUGUCGGCGUACCGACCAGUAUCGAACUCGUUCCACGCCUGCCUUCAAAGUCUUACCUAUAUCCAUAACGAGUCGCUGAAUAUCUACACCCAUCUUCUUCCCGCUAUUGUUCUGGCCUUCGCGCUACCGACGCUGCAGAUCAACAUUUCGUCCAUCUACGCGGAAGCACCAUGGAUGGACAGAUUUAUAUUGACACUCACACCAAUGGCCGCACUCCUGACAUUGAGUCUUUCCGCGACAUACCACACUAUGAUGAAUCAUUCAAGAUUCGUGAGUGCAAGCUGCCUGUUGCUCGAUUACACUGGCAUCCUCGCGCUCAUCUUGGCCUCUUUCAUCUCGGGCAUAUACGUUGGAUUCUAUGAUUCGCCGGCGCACCAGCGCAUCUACUUCAGUAUGAUCGCUGUCCUGGUUCUUACCUCUUGUCUCUUUGUCCUGCAUCCAAAGCUGCAAGGGCCCGCGCAUAGACCGCAUAGGACUGCGGCGUUCAUCGCGACAGCGCUGAGUGGAUGUGCACCAGUUAUGCAUGCUUGCUUAUACUAUGGUACCUACGAGGCAUUCUACUAUAGGGGCGCAAUGUGGUGGCUUGCAGAAGGAGCGUGGUAUGGAAUUGGAUCUUGGUUCUUCGCGAAACGUUGGCCUGAGUGCUGGAUGGAGAAGGCUCGAUGA